Chelonoidis abingdonii (Abingdon island giant tortoise) is the source of this 1835-nucleotide messenger RNA. RefSeq names its product lysophosphatidic acid receptor 6-like. The record is from RefSeq and is a predicted model, not a curated record. Gene Ontology annotation, biological process: positive regulation of Rho protein signal transduction; phospholipase C-activating G protein-coupled receptor signaling pathway. Gene Ontology annotation, cellular component: plasma membrane. Gene Ontology annotation, molecular function: G protein-coupled receptor activity. Lineage: Eukaryota; Metazoa; Chordata; Testudines; Testudinidae.
CUCGGCGUGAUCGUGGUUCACGGAGCCACGCGGGGGGGCAGCAUCCAGGACUCGGUGGGACAGAUGCUUUCUUGACCCUCGUGGGAUACUUGUCCCUCACGUGACCUGGAGCUUCGCGACAAGAUGACCUCCUCCAAUUGCAGCAACAGCAGCAGCAGCAGCUUGGCGGACACGGUCUUCGUGGGCUUCUACGCCCUCAUUUUCAUGCUGGGGCUGGUGCUCAACCUGGCCGCGCUUUACAUCUUCUUCCGCUGCAGCAGCAUCCGCUCCCUCACCACCGUCUACAUGAAGAACCUGGCUGUCUCCGACCUGCUCCUGGUGGUGUCCCUGCCUGUCCGCAUCUACUACUACAGCAGGCGGCCCAAUCUGGGAGACCAGGUCUGCGAGAUCACGGGGCUGCUGCUGCUGGUCAACAUGUACGGGAGCAUCUUCCUGCUGACCUGCAUCAGCUGGGACCGCUGCAUGGCCGUCUGCUUCCCCAUGCACCCGCGGGUCAAGGCGCUGCGCAAGCAGGCCAAGUUCAUCUGCCUGGGCGUCUGGCUGCUGAGCUGUGCCGGCACCGUGCCCACCUACUUCACCCGGAUGAAGGAACACAGGGCGAUGGAGCACUGCUUCGACAACCAGCCCAAGUACGUCACCCAGCGCAGCGUCUCGUUGGCCAUGGCGCUGUGCUUCGCCCUGCCGUUGCUGGUCAUGGUGGUCUGCUCCUGGGCCCUGCUCCGCGCCAUCCACCGCAGCGCAGCCGCCCAGAUGGAGCUGGUGAACAGCGCCAAGAUCCGCAGCAUGAUCGUGGCCAACGUCACCAUCUUCCUGGGCUGCUUCCUGCCUUUCCACCUGGUGCUGAUCUGCUACCAGGUGGACGCCCUGAAGGGCGAGACGCUGGAGUUCUCCUACCGCUGCACCUUGCUGGUGGCCUCCGCCAACGCGGCCCUGGACCCACUGGCCUAUUACUUCGCCACCGAGACCUUCCAGCGCAUGGUGGUGAUGGACAACCUACGCAAGGCCUGGGGCCUUCACACCGACAGCGCCGAGGGGCAGAGCCGCUCCCAGACCGCGCUCAGGCAGUGCAUCUACCUGCAGAACAUCAUGGCCAUGCCGAACAGCACCCCGCUGGUGGGGAGCCCCAGCAGGGAGCCCCAGAGCUAGCAGGCCACCCAAGGCCCCCUGGGCAGGGCACAGGGCAGCGGGACGUGCGUGAGGGAGGAGGGUACUUUGGUACGUGGGCGACCCAGGUUGAGGGUGUGGCUGGCUCGGGUUCCAGUGGGCGCUGGGAUGUCACAGGCUGGGUUUGCGCCGGGUGCUGGGACAGGGGCGUCGCAGGCUUGGGUUGGGCCGGGCACUGGUGCAACCCACACACCUGGGCGUGAGGCUCUGUCCCGUCUAGUGGCACCAAGACCACUCAGAAAUGAAUGAAUCUGCUACAGCCGUAGCUACCAGCCAGCUGGCUUUUGGCUCCUGCAGUAGAGGCUCCGGCACUAAGCUACAGAGGUCCCAGGUUCAAUCCUGCCCUCCGACUACCGGGGUCUGCCAGCGUUACGCUGGGUUUGUGCCAGGCGCUGGAACGUUGCAGGCCGGCUUUGCCCCAGGCACUGGGAUGGGGGCAUCGCAGGCUGGCUUUGCCCCAGGUGCUAGGAUGGGGGCGUUGCAGGUCAGGUUCGCACCAGGCGCUGGGACGUUGCAGGCCGGCUUUGCCUCAGGCGCUGGGAUGGGGGCAUCGCAGGCUGGCUUUGCCCCGGGUGCUGGGACGUUGCAGGCCGGCUUUUCCCCGGGCGCUGGGAUGGGGGCGUUGCAGGCUGGCUUUGCGCCGGGCGCUGGGGCGUCGCAGGCUGGCUUUG